Molecule: messenger RNA, 921 nt
Organism: Peniophora sp. CBMAI 1063
Lineage: Eukaryota; Fungi; Basidiomycota; Agaricomycetes; Russulales; Peniophoraceae
Source: the annotation of a GenBank genome assembly
AUGUCCUACCACCCUACCUCAACUUUGACUCAUAACUCUGGCGCCUACACGACGGGAGUCGACUCCGCGAGCCAUUCGUCAUCGUCAUCGUCGAGCUCACAUUACGGCAGUCCCGCUUCCAGCAACAGCUCACGUUAUUCAAGUCCCAGCUCUGACGCCGGGUCCCUUUCUUCUUCAAGUUCAUCAUCUUCGUAUUAUACGUCAAAAGGCUCUCCCUCGUCGUCCGCCACAUCGACAUCGGGGAAGUUGUCCCUCGGUCCCGCUCGUAGCGCCACCACGCGGGUCACCUCUCAGUACUAUGUUGAUGCCCGUGAUACUAUAUAUCGAUCCAAGGCGGAAGCAAGGAACUCUGGCCGGAAAGAACCCACGUAUCAGCUCAUUCAAGGCGACGGACCGUCACCCUACGUUGUUAUUCCACAUGGUAUACCCGAAGACUAUAUCCGCGCCUCUUACAUCGAGUUCUCGCGCCUCGUCCUCGUUGGAGGCAGCUAUGUGAGGGUCCCAGGUAUCUGCAUCCAAGAGCCCGGGCGUGGUCUGGAGAAUAAGAAUUCGCGACCCUUCGCGAAUAGACGCCGGGCCGCAAACGAUCGUAUGAAUCUACACCUGGAGUGGCCAGGCCUGAAAUUAGGGUCUAUGAACGUUAAGACAGAUACUGCGCGACGUGUCGUCAUGGCACGUGGGGGGCAAAUAACGCUGGAGGAUCUAGCAUUCGCUGUGAGCGACUUCCUAACGCAUGAAUUGAACCGCAUCGAGCAAUAUGGCCAGCCCCACGGAUACGAGAUGUGGAAGUUAUGGCCGCGUGGGUCACCUGGUGGCAUGAGAGCUUCGGAGAUCACCGCCGCCGGCAUCUGCGAGUUGCAACCAGGUCACUGGCAGGUCAUAUUGCAUUGGUACCCGUCUACGAGAGAUCUCCCUGCUUAG